Molecule: messenger RNA, 1583 nt
Organism: Paramecium sonneborni
Lineage: Eukaryota; Ciliophora; Oligohymenophorea; Peniculida; Parameciidae
Source: the annotation of a GenBank genome assembly
AUGAAACAGUAAAAAAAGUUAGUACUUCAUUUCGAUUUGAAUAAAACUAUAGUUUUAGCUGAUUCUCAUUACCCAAACUAAACUAAGGAAGAAUGUGUAUAGUAUUUAAUUUAAUAAAAAGUUAUAAGAAAUAUUGGUAGGAUAUGCCUGGGGUAAAUUAGAAUAGAGAGAUGAGAAAUCCCCAAUUCUAUGGAAAUUAUUAACAAAUAACUUUACUCCAAUAAGACCUACAGAGGAUAUGAUAUCUUACAAAGAAUAUAUUUGUCAAUAAUUUCCAUUGAAAUCUGAAGGUGAUCCUGAAGAUAUUAAAGAAUAUAAUGCUAGUGCAAUGUAUUAGUUUAUUUACAUAUAUAUAGAGAACAACGUAAAUAAUUAUAUUUUUAAUUUGUAAAAUUGGGUUAACCAUGUAUGAAACUGAAGCCAGAAUAUGAUAGGAUUGUUAAAUUGAUUGUAAAAUAUUAUAUGUUAAUCUAUAGACCUUACCAAAAGCAGUUAUUGAAGAGCUAAAAUAAUAAAUUGAAGAAUUUGGUUAAAUGAAUGAAGAAGAUGUAAAAUAGAGAAAUCUAAAUUAAUUAUUAAAUGAUAAGGAUAUGCUUAAUAAUUUAUUUUAGGAUAAUAAAUACUAAUUGUUACCUACAUUUUAUAAGACUAUAAUUAAUCUAAAGAAAUAAAAAAGAGAAUUUGCUAUAGUGUUUCGUCCUUUUGGGCAAGAUCCAAAAAACAUACUAAGAGAAUUCAAUAAAUUCUGUAUAGGAGAACAUCCUUGUUUUAGUGGUAGAAAUAACACACCAAUUGUAAAAUUUGAUGGUUCAAAGGGAACUAAAAAUUAUAUUAUAUAAGAAAAAUAAUGUGCAUUAGUUUAUAGAUUAUAGAAUUAAUUAGUUGCAGGAAGUUUGAGAAGAACUGAUAAAUAAUAAUUAGAGGAUGGAUAUGAAAAGGAAAUAGAAGAAGAAUAAGUGUAAAUUUAUAAUGUUGCAUAAAUGUUAUUAAAGAUAUCAGAGUCUUUAAAAGAGAGUUGUGCACUUUGUUAUGUAGAUGAUUAUAAAUUUUAUGAAUAAGAACCUAAUGAAAAUAAUGCCAAACAAUUAUAUGUUGAUUAAUAGGAUGCAGAUACUUUACAUAUAUUUUUUGAUGAUGGUAUCUAAGAGUAAGUAUAUAAUAUAUUUAGAAAUGAAAAUAAUUUGGUUUAGGUUAUUGAUUGUGUAACAUUAGAACCUAUAAAUAGGAAGAAAUGCUUGAACAAGUAUUUAGUACAUGUAGAUAUCUUGGAUGUAAUUAAAGAUCCAGAUUAUUUUAUUAAAUAAAUAGAUAUUUGUGAAAGAAAUAGAAAUGAAGAAAUUGAAAGGAUAGAAAAAGGAAUACCUGAAGAAUAAGCUGAAUUACCAAAGAAAACUGAAUGGGAACUCUUAGAAGAGAGUUCGGAUGCUGAUUAUUUAAGAAAAACUAUUCUUCCAUUACUUUUACCAGCAUUGCAACUUCUUGAUAUUGAAAGACCAAAAGAUCCACUUGAGUUUAUUGCUAUGUUUUGUUUGAAAAAUAAGGAAUUAGUUAAGAUACCUCAACCUCCUGAUUAAUAAGAAUGA